Betta splendens (Siamese fighting fish) is the source of this 2788-nucleotide messenger RNA. It is a transcript of the gene zcchc7, whose product is annotated as zinc finger, CCHC domain containing 7. The transcript is spliced from 10 exons. The record is from RefSeq and is a predicted model, not a curated record. NCBI's taxonomy places the organism in Eukaryota, Metazoa, Chordata, Actinopteri, Anabantiformes, Osphronemidae. Gene Ontology annotation, molecular function: nucleic acid binding; zinc ion binding. Bases 201 to 2099 code for a protein of 632 amino acids.
ACUGAUUCAGCACGACCGACAGAAACGUUUUUGUCGACCAACCCAUUUCCGCCGACGAACCCGGAAGUUGUUUGUGUCUCCCUCUGGGAGUGAGGAGAGCAGCCCCGACACCUGUAACUUCUCCACUUUAUUGGAUAAAGCUGCUGCAGUGUCCCAGAUUAGCGUCACAUCAGGUCUGAGUGCAUGUGUGUUUUACGGUGAUGUACUGCUCCCGUCAAGAACUUGAGAAUGAGCUCUACCAAGAGGAUGAAGGAGACUCUGAGGGCUCAGGCGCCAACAGUGAGCUGGAGUUCCACCUCUAUAGCCAGCUCCACUACUCCUCCAAUCCUGGGGAGAUGGACGAGUUGGAGAGUGAAGAAGAAGAGGUCGAGGUUCGAAACAGCCAGCACCUGCAGGGGACUGAGGUGACCACAACAGAGGACGGGAAGUUGGACAACAUUGGAGAAAGUGGGCCUUUGUCACUUAAUGUAAGCAAACUACACGAACACCUGAAGAAGAAAACUGCAGACAAGGAUAAUACACAGAAGAGUGGGAGUGGGACUGAUUCUGAAGGUCAAAGGGGGCAUUCAUCACUAGUGGAAGAGGUUAUUGUAAUAGACUCUAGUCCUGACGUCAUCUCCAUCUCUGAGGAUGACACUUCAGAGGAUGAAGGGAUCUGCGUGUCAAAGGGUCAAGGCCCACGGCAGCUGAAGACUUCAACCCCAGCCCAGCAGGGAACCCUGAAGAGGAAGAGGGCAUCUCCUAUUCCAGUGUCUGUGCCCUCCAGCGGCUCCAGCUCAGAAGAUUCAAAAUCCCAGUCUGAGUCCGAGUCUGAGUCUGAGUCCGAGUCAUCGGACUCGGAAGCUCUACAGAACUGGAUGAUCUUGGGCCGAAGUCAGCAGGAUGGUGACCAGUCCAUCUCACUCAACCUUGAGAGAGGCUCUGACAGCAGCGCAGAUUCUGACGACGUAGAGAGCAGCUGGCUGGUUUCUGUCAAAGACAAGGAGGCUCAGAUCUGCAAUAAAGACAGAGGUCCCAGGACGUCGGUGCCUCGCGUGCCGAGCAGGUACUACACCACCAAGACCGUGCUGUGUAGAAACUGCAACAAGGCCGGACAUCUCUCCAAGAACUGCCCCCAGCCCAAAAAGCUAUCGCCCUGCUUCCUUUGUGGCACCUUGGGCCACCUGUCCAGCGAGUGUCCCAACAAGCACUGCAACAACUGUGGCCAGCCCGGUCACCUGUACAACGCCUGCAGUGAGAAGGCCUACUGGUACAAGCAGUGCCAUCGCUGUGGCAUGAAGGGACACUUCUUUGAUGCUUGUCCGGAGAUCUGGAGACAGUACCACGUCACAACUAAGAAGGGUCUCCCUGCAGCGGCUCCAACAGAAGACAGCGGCCGUUCUCCUGCCUCUUGCUACAACUGCUCCAGGAAAGGACACUUUGGCCACGCCUGUACACAGCGAAGGAUGUUUAACGGGGUGUAUCCCAGCACCCCAUUCAUCAACCACUAUGACACUGUGCAGGACAUCAGAAGAAGACAGAACAGAAUAAAUCUGAAGGCUGAAAGACUGAAAAAAGAAGGUUAUUUCUCCUCCGCUACUCAGAACCCUCCCACACCGGGCCCACCGAGGAAGAAACGGAAAAUGGACCAUCGGUCCAACCAUUCGCCUCAUCAAACCACUACCAACCACAAACCCACCCAUGUGUUUUUUACAGACAGUGACUUUAAGGAUGCGACUCCCAAAAUGAAUAAACACAACAAGCAAAAACAACAGGAAAGCUCUGGAAAAGUUAAACCAUGGAAACCUAAGAGACCAGUCCCUACCUCUAGGGACAAGAUCCCGCCAAAUAAGAUCAUUUUUGAUGAAUCAGCUGACUUCCCCAGAGGAGGAGACAAAAGACAGGACUUACGGAAGAAGAUGAAAAACAAGAAAAACAGCAGGGCAGAGCGUCUCUGUUGGUCUGUAACUGGGGAGAUGCAGGGCUCACAGUCAAAACAGAAUGGGCAGAAGAAAAAGAAGGGGGCUCAAGUCCAGAGGACUGCUAAGAAAAAGUGUGGUGGACCGAUGUAUCCAACAGAUGAGAACCUGUUCAUCAUUAAGCAGAGACGGCGCAGAUAGCGUCAUUAUCGGAGGCUGUGACGAUUUUUAUGAUCGGGAUGUGACUCUGGCAAAAAAAAACUGACUCUGAAAAGAGUCAGUGUUGUUCACUCAUGGCAUUUUCAUGUGUCACAGUAAAAAAAACACAUUGAUGUCUGCAUUCAUUUUCUUUCACACUUUUCUUACUGUGACAAGUCAAAACAUUUUGUUGUCUCAAGCCUAAUUAUGUCUUUCAUUGUCCUCUAAUUCAGACAGUAAAGUCUUAUUCGGACACUGUGGGGGUAACAAUCCAGUUACAACUACCGGUUGUUCAGUAAUAAUUUGAUAAACAACAAUUUAAUUCCACAGUCGACUUGUAUUUUUAAAUAAAAAAAUUGAUUCUUUGCAUUGAACACAUUUUAAAUUGUUGCUGCUUUUUGCAGGUGAAAAGGUGACAUUUUAAAAGUACCAUUAAUAUUUGCAGUUCAAUGGAUGCCUUAGUCCUUUAACACUCACUAAAUCAUACAUGUAAAUCUAAAUAAAAUAUAAUGUCAUUAUGACCAAUAUGUUUAAUCAGCGGCACACACAACUUAAAAUCAGGACAGAGCAGCACGUGUGUUUUUGUUAACACAUGGAACCUUAACAUCAGUGCAUGAAUGUGCUUCCUCUCCCUUUUAUACAGUAGUUCUGUAACUGAGGUAAUAAAAUAACAUCCAUCUGUUCAUCUUAAA